AUGGGCAUCCCAGCUAAAUCCAAGGCAGAACGCCGGCCAUCAAAACCUCGACCAAGUGCCCUCUACCUCGACAAUCUGCCAGUAGAGAUUCAACGUCACAUUUACAAAUUCGCACUGGUAGAAGCACCCAGAUGGGACAAAUUACAUGACCUCCCGUGCGAAUACAAACCAUCGACAGUUGGUCCUCUCGAACCUCCGCCCUUCUUACACGUGUACAUCAAGGUCUCUGAAGAGGCUGACAAGCCGUGGACGGUCAAUUCAACCACGAAAUGUGACUGCGCAAAGAGAAAGGGAAUUGCACUGCUCCAGACAAACACACGCAUCAAUAGAAUUGCCUCGUCGGUAUUCUGGUCCCUGAAUACCUUUUGCUUCCUCGAUGCUGCGGAGUUCGUCGCCACCGUGGGAACGGCACUCCGACCAGAGUGUCGAGCCAUGAUCCGUUUCGUUAGCAUCAUGAGCCCCAGCAGCUACGAACGACCGUCUCAGGUAUUCUUCAGACCUUUAAAGUCACACACCGAGCUCGCGCCCCGAUUUUGGGACCUUGUAGCAGAGUGCCGGAGCCUGCGGAAACUAGAAGUCCCGGUCGCGUAUUUCGAGCACUUCAAGUCCAAUCCUGAACAGCUAUCCCAACUAAAGGAAAAGUUGCCUGCGCUGCCAGAGAUUGGAAUGACACGGCUGAUGGUGUUCUGUCGAGAGAGAUAUCCUUAUAGCGCCCUCUGGAGAAUCUGCUGCUGCGAGUAUGAAGACUUUGUCACCUAUGCUAGGUGUGCAAGACCGUUUACUCUUAGAGACAUGAGCUGGGAUACCGAAUCCAUUACAGAGAUGCUGCGCGACACGGAGCUCAAUUUCUGUGUGCAUGUCGAUACCGCAAUCAAGGUUCAAUUCCUGGGAGCUGACAUUGAUGAUCUUGCCUCGUGGCUGGACACCCUGUGCCUUGCGCCGGGGAUUCGAGAGGGAAGCAGGCGGCGACGUAUCAAACUACCCAGUGGUAAGGUAACGACAGUUACAUUCUACAGCUUGCCGAUGAGUGAGAAGAGUAGGAUUAAGAAAACUCGGUUCAUAAUGGAACGAGAUCGCCGACAGAAGAGCCUAAAUGGGUUGACGCAUGCCCAGAACGAGGCGCAGGAGGACUUCCGCAACAAUCGACGGUGGGCGAAUGAGAUGGAAAACGAGAGAGAGGCAGAGCGACAGAAGGAGGUUGAGUUGCAGAAGAUUGCGCAGAGAGAGGAGCGUCGGCUUGAGAUACGGACUAUGGAGGAGGAGGCGGAGAGGGAAGCUGUGCGGUUGAGUAAGGCUUUGGGACAGAAGGAGAUGCGGCAGAUACGGAGGGACCGAAAGAGAGGGAGGAAGAAGGGUUAG
Molecule: messenger RNA, 1359 nt
Organism: Pochonia chlamydosporia 170
Lineage: Eukaryota; Fungi; Ascomycota; Sordariomycetes; Hypocreales; Clavicipitaceae
Exons: 1
Coding region: 1-1359 (452 amino acids)
Source: RefSeq, a predicted model, not a curated record